This is a messenger RNA of Striga asiatica, 366 nucleotides long. NCBI's taxonomy places the organism in Eukaryota, Viridiplantae, Streptophyta, Magnoliopsida, Lamiales, Orobanchaceae. The record is from the annotation of a GenBank genome assembly.
AUGUGGCCUUCUGGCACUGGGACCAUGGUGAAACCCCCACCAUAUAAGAGAAUGCCAGGUAGACCCAAAUUGAAAAGAAAGAAGGCACCUGAAGAAGAAGUUAAGAGUGUUUCAAAACUGAAAAGAUUGGACAUAACAAAAAGAUGUUGCAAAAAUGAAGCUGCACCAAGGACACCUAAGGAAGGCCAAGAACCAAGGCAAUAUCUUGCCCUCCUGAAAAUGAACUUAAUGAUGCAGUCGUCAACUUCAGGGGCCAAAUUUGAAGUUGAACCACGACCUCCACUACCACACGAUCCACUAGACAUCUUCAGAGUAGUCGGAUUCUUGGCAAUGAAUCAGUACGCGUUCUACAGAAAUGAGAAAUAG